This is a messenger RNA of Colletotrichum destructivum, 4906 nucleotides long. RefSeq names its product Putative serine/threonine-protein kinase Vps15. Gene Ontology annotation, molecular function: ATP binding; protein binding; protein serine/threonine kinase activity. Gene Ontology annotation, biological process: autophagy of peroxisome; protein phosphorylation; macroautophagy. The transcript is spliced from 2 exons. The coding region runs from base 236 to 4834 and encodes 1532 amino acids. Gene Ontology annotation, cellular component: phosphatidylinositol 3-kinase complex, class III, type II; phosphatidylinositol 3-kinase complex, class III, type I; late endosome. NCBI's taxonomy places the organism in Eukaryota, Fungi, Ascomycota, Sordariomycetes, Glomerellales, Glomerellaceae. The record is from RefSeq and is a predicted model, not a curated record.
CUAAUCGCAACUCGUGAUCGCAACUACCUAGCAUCUUUACUAGGAAUAUCUAGCCACGCUCGAGACAUCCGCGUUCUCCUACCACACGCAAACCUGAUUCGGGGGCGUAUCCUACCUAGGUAGUCCAAGGAUCACAUCUGUCAACCUAGCACCUCCAACAUGACAGCUCCCCACUGUGCCGACCAAGUAAUCGCAUAGGUUCCUUAUCCUCCAGACCGAGCCAUCGCUGCCCGCCAUGGGCCAAGGAUUCUCUCUGGCGACGCCCUCUGUGGGAUCUGCGGGCAUCGACAUACCCGAGCUUUCUGAUCUCGUGUACGAGAAGAGCAUUGGGAAUGCGCGCUUUAUGAAGAGCAUCCGCGCGCGGCAUCACGAUGGAGUCGCCCUGGUGAAGGUGCUGGUCAAGCCUUACACCCCGAUGCCUCUGGAGAAGUACAAGCGCGACAUAGAGGAGCAACGCAACGCCUUGGCCGACGUGCCCAACGCCUUGGGCUACCACCGCAUCGUCGAAACCGAAACGAACGGAUACCUGGUCCGGCAGUUCCUCUAUAACUCCCUCUACGACCGAAUGAGCACCCGCCCGUUUCUAGAGGACAUUGAAAAAAAGUGGUUGGCCUUCCAGCUGCUGUGCGCCCUGCGCGACUGUCACGCUCGAGACAUCUACCAUGGCGACAUCAAGACGGAAAACACGCUGGUAACUUCCUGGAACUGGCUCUAUCUUUCCGACUUCUCCGCCCCCUUUAAACCCAUCCUGCUUCCGGACGACAACCCCGGCGAUUUCUCAUACUACUUUGACACAUCCGGCCGUCGAACGUGCUACGUGGCGCCUGAACGCUUCGUCGCGGCCGAUGAGGUCAAUAGCAAGGACGCGAAGCUCACGUGGGCCAUGGAUGUCUUCAGCGCUGGCUGCGUCAUUGCCGAGAUGUUCUUGGAGUCCCCAAUCUUCACUCUCAGUCAGCUGUACAAGUACCGCAAGGGCGAGUACGACCCGGCCAUCUCGCUAAUCAGUCGCAUCCCGGACAAGGACCUGCGCGACAUGAUAUCGCACAUGAUCCAGCUUGACCCGGAGCGGCGAUACUCUGCAGAGCAGUACCUGGACUUUUGGAAGAAAAAGGUUUUUCCAGAAUACUUCUAUAGCUUCCUUCACCAGUACAUGGAGUUGAUUACGGAUCCUUCUUCUGGGAAUAGCCCCAUUUCCGGUGCGACGAGGAAUCUGGGGGAAGCGGACGAUCGCAUCGAUCGUGUCUUCCUCGACUUUGAUAAAAUAUCCUACUUUCUCGGUUACCAGAGCGACAAGCGUCCGACCCAGGCCGAAACUUUGGCCGGAAAGCUGGGUCUGGGCCAUUUCCCCAUCCGUUUAAACAUCCCGAAUCACGACCAGUACGUCACCGGAACGUCUGAUCCGCCUGAAGACGAUGGGACUCUCAUCUUUCUGACUCUCAUCGUCUCUUCCCUCCGCAACACGGCUAGGGCGGCGUCGAAGAUCAGAGCCUGCGACGUACUGCUUGCCUUUUCGGAGAAAAUCACAGACGAAGCAAAGCUGGACCGAGUGCUGCCGUAUCUCAUUACGCUUCUUAACGACAGGUCGGACUUGGUGGUGAUCGCGGCAUUGCGUUCAAUCGCCCAGCUACUUCACUUGGUGCGAGUGGUGUCUCCGGUUAACUCACAUAUUUUCGUCGAGUACAUCUUGCCGCGACUCCAGAGCGCCUUGAUCGCGCCUGCCAAGCCACCAAGUCCCCUGGUGCGAGCAACUUACGCAUCAUGUCUCGGGAGCCUCGCGACCACCGCUGCCCGAUAUCUGGAGCUGGCAGCAACCCUGAAAGCGGACGGAACUUUGACCGUGGCGGAUCCCGAGCUUGAACCGGGGAUCGAGGCUGAGGCUGUUUUUGAUGGCUUGUUUGAUGAUGCGCAGCGGGAACUCUAUGAGAUGUUCGAGUUACACACGAAAGCACUUAUAGAGGACCCUGAUGUCUCUGUUCGUCGAGCGUUCCUGACCUCUGUACCCGACCUUUGCCUCUUUUUUGGACCAGCAGAGGCCAACGAUAUCCUGCUGACCCAUCUCAACACGUACCUGAACGACCGAGACUGGAUGCUGAAGUGUGCUUUCUUUGAGACCAUCGUCAGCAUCGCUAGUGUUGUGGGAAGCGUCAGUCUUGAGGAGUUCAUGUUGCCACUCAUGGUCCAAGCCCUCACCGACCCCGAGGAGUUCGUGGUACAAGCGGCUCUUCAUUCCUUGGCACAGCUGGCGCGGCUUGGCCUUCUGUCAAAAACCAAGAUCUGGGAGCUGAUAGAUGUCGCUGCGAGAUUUACGAUGCAUCCGAACCAAUGGAUCCGGGAGUCUGCUACGGAGUUUCUCUCCGAGUCGACUCGCUUCUUGUCCCAGGCUGACGUUAGGUGCAUCGUGUACCCCUUGGUCAAACAAUACUUGAAGUCGGGUAUGGUGCCUGAAUUCUCAGAGCUCAGCUUGCUGGACGCCCUGAAGCGGCCAAUGUCAAGGGCCGUCCUUGAACAGGCCGUGAUCUGGGCUCUCAAGACGGAUAAAGGCAUGUUUUGGAAACUGUCGCAGCAACUUCGUUCGUUCUCAUUCGGGUCUCUACCGAAGACCAUAAGCAGCCGGUCGUCUAAGGACACGCUGAGCAAAGUCAAUCGGAAUGACGAGGAUGAGUUGUGGCUUGGGCGGCUGCGGAAUCUCGGACUGGGGCCCGAUGACGAGUUCAAGCUUCUCGUCCUACGGGAGUUUAUCUGGCGGAUCAGCAGAAUGAAGUCACGAGACGCCAUGGACAGUGAGCCAGCUAAGCUCAACGAGGUGGUAUCACUGAAGAGCCUUGGUAUUACUCCACAGACGGUCUUCUUCGACGACGAUGAGCCGCUACAGCAGUCGACCUUCGACACGGACACAGCCCAAAAGGGACCUUACACCAUCGCAGAUGCUCUGUUGGAUGCCUCUAUGACCAUCGACGACUCAACGGGAAGAAGGCGGUUUGCCGCCCUCAACAGUCUGCGCACUCGUGUAGUGGAAGACGGAGGGUCUUCCUCGCGCGAUGUUUCUAGAGCAAGGUCGAUCGAGCCUUCAAAAAAUGCCUCGACCGGACAGGGCAAAAUGACAGUUGGUAGCCCGACUGAUGAUGGAGGCUCCGUUCACGACCAGCCGUACGCAUCUCGGAGGGCAAUGCGCCACCAAGCGAGCGCUCUGAGCCUCCUAGACCGCAAAGAUAGCAACAAGAGCGUACCAGAAACAGGCAUGUCUGGCACCAAUGCGUUUGGCAAAGUAGGGGGCCCCUUUCCUCAGGCCCCCCCUGCUCGACCUGACGCACAUAAUCGUCGAACCAGCACAGCGAGUGUUGUGACUACUAAGCUCAAGCCCAAUCACUCAUACGAGGGAUCGGAUCCCAGCAUUCUCAAAAUGCUCAACUCCAUGUACCAGGACAAUUACCCGCACGACAUUGCGGUGUUUGGACCGAUGGUCAACCCGAUUACCCGUCGCAGGACCAACCGGUCUGUUGGCCAGCCGGGUGAUGAGCCAUGGCGACCACAAGGGCGGAUGGUCGCCACGUUUGCAGAACACACAGGCGCCAUCAAUCGUCUGGUGGUGUCACCAGAUCAUGUCUUCUUCAUCACGGGAGGCGACGAUGGGACUGUCCGGGUCUGGGAUAGUGCCCGACUGGAGAAGAACAUUACACAUCGAUCAAGACAGACUCACAAGCACGCCGACGGAGCCAGAGUGCUCGCGCUGUGCUUCAUCGAGAACACGCAUUGCUUUAUCAGCUGCGCAAGUGAUGGAAGCGUCCACAUUGUCAAAGUCGAGACUGUUGCGGCAAGCGGCACGUUGCGGUACGGAAAGCUUCGUCUUCUGCGGGAGUACCAGCUGCCGGGAGACGAGUACGCGGUGUGGUGCGAGCACUUCAAGGCCGAGUCGACGUCAGUCAUGUUGCUCGCAACGAAUCGAUCUCGAAUCUUGGGCAUCGAUCUCCGUACCAUGUCUCUGCUUUACGCGCUGGAGAACCCUGUCCAUCACGGGACACCCACAUGCUUCUGUGUGGACCGCAAGAGGAACUGGCUAUGCGUCGGUACAACUCAUGGAGUCCUCGACCUGUGGGAUUUGAGAUUCCGUAUGAGACUCAAGGGGUGGGGAGUUCCUGGCAAGAGCUCAAUUUACAGGCUAUGCAUUCACCCCUCGAAGGGACGCGGCAAAUGGGUCUGCGUGGCGGGCGGGACGGGACAGGGUGAGGUCACGGUUUGGGAUCUCGAACGCACGAUUUGCAGGGAGAUCUAUCGCGUGGGGGGCAACAAGGAGGGCCCCAAGGGAUACGAACCCUGGGACGUGGACGAGGACAAGCCGGAAGGCAUGCUCGGGCGGUUCGCGACAAACAUUGAGCCGAGUGGCACCGGGAACACGGACCGUGGUGUUCGUGCUAUGAUAGCGGGCACCGGCGCUUCGGAAGACUCGCGCGACGUACGGCACGCAUUCAUCGUCACGGGCGGGUCGGACAAGAAGCUCCGGUUCUGGGAUUUAUCUCGAAUCGAGAGCUCGAUGGUCUAUAGCGGAUUGCAAGGGGAAGAUCUGAAACCGAGCUUCACAGCCUCCCACCCGACGACGUCGAUGACGCUGAACACGGAGAGGAUUCCCAGGCAAGCACCGACGGCACCAAACGCUGCCGUCGGCGGGAAGGGCACGACGAACAGUGGGAGACCGCCACGUUCUACCGUCAUUUCGCUUCAGCAACAGCAGCUUCUUCGGUCUCACCUGGACUCGAUCAUGGACGUCGCGCUACUGGAGUUGCCAUACAGCAUGACGCUAUCGGUGGAUAGGUCUGGAGUAGUGUUUGUGUUUUCAUGAUGGCUGGCCGGAACGGCGUUGGGCUUGGGGUUGUGACAAAUACGGAUACCUAACCUUACCUAUGUACGUAGC